This is a messenger RNA of Psammomys obesus (fat sand rat), 1707 nucleotides long. It is a transcript of the gene Chi3l1, whose product is annotated as chitinase 3 like 1. NCBI's taxonomy places the organism in Eukaryota, Metazoa, Chordata, Mammalia, Rodentia, Muridae. The record is from RefSeq and is a predicted model, not a curated record. The transcript has 10 exons. Gene Ontology annotation, biological process: carbohydrate metabolic process; chitin catabolic process. Gene Ontology annotation, molecular function: chitin binding. The coding region runs from base 99 to 1244 and encodes 381 amino acids. Gene Ontology annotation, cellular component: extracellular region.
ACUGCUGGCAAGAAGCAAGUGACAGGAAGAGAAGACAGGGUAGGAAGGUUUUGGGGAUGUGACUGUCACUCCCAGGGAGGUCCUCGACUGUCACCCCCAUGGCUCUUCAGCUGGCAGGCUUUGCGGUCCUGCUGCUGCUCCAGCGCUGCUCUGCCUACAAGCUGGUCUGCUACUACACCAACUGGUCCCAGUACCGGGAAGGCGAUGGGAGCUGCUUCCCAGAUGCCAUCGACCGGUUCCUAUGCACCCACAUCAUCUACAGCUUUGCCAACAUCAGCAACAAUGAGAUUGACACAUGGGAAUGGAAUGACGUAACGCUCUAUGGCACACUGAAUUCACUUAAAACCAGAAACCCCAACCUGAAGACCCUUUUGUCUGUUGGAGGAUGGACCUUUGGCUCAGAAAGAUUUUCCAGGAUUGCCUCCAAUACUAAUAUGCGCAGCACUUUCGUCAAGUCAGUAGCCCCAUUUCUGCGGACCCAUGGCUUUGACGGGCUGGAUAUCGCCUGGCUCUAUCCCGGCCCAAAAGACAAGCAGCAUCUUACCACCCUCAUCAAGGAACUAAGGGCGGAAUUCACAAAGGAAGUCCAACCUGGAACAGAGAAACUCCUGCUCAGCGCAGCUGUGUCUGCAGGGAAGGUGGCCCUUGACAAUGGCUAUGACAUCGCCCAGAUAUCCCAACACCUGGAUUUUAUUAAUCUCAUGACCUACGAUUUCCAUGGAGCCUGGCGCCAAGCCACAGGACAUCACAGCCCCCUCUUCCGAGGCCAAGCGGACAAUAGAAAUGACAGAUUCAGCAAUGUGGACUACGCUGUGGGGUACAUGCUAAGACUGGGAGCCCCGGCCAGCAAGCUAGUGAUGGGGAUCCCCACCUUUGGGAAGAGUUUCACCCUGGCCUCUUCUGAGACGAGGGUAGGAGCACCAAUCUCUGGGCCAGGAUUACCAGGCCCGUUCACCAAGGAAGAAGGGACCCUUGCCUACUAUGAGAUCUGUGACUUCCUCAGAGGAGCUGAAGUACAUAGGAUCCUUGGCCAGCAGGUUCCCUAUGCUACCAAGGGCAACCAGUGGGUGGGGUAUGAUGACCAGGAGAGUGUCAAAAACAAGGUGCAGUACCUGAAAAGCAAGCAGCUGGCAGGAGCCAUGGUAUGGGCACUGGAUUUGGAUGACUUCAGAGGCUCCUUCUGUGGGCAGAACCUACGCUUCCCGCUCACCAAUGCCAUCAAGGAGGCACUUGCUACGGCUUAGCUGUUCCUUUCCCACAUGGAACCCCACACCCUCUGGCCAGAAGUCACUGGUCACCUGCAAUGCUACGUCCUGCCCAGCUGAGCCCUGUGUAGGGGCCAGGGUAUUGAGAUUUGGACUUAGCCUUGAUGAACAAAGAAGUAGGGUGGGACUGUGGGGUUGUGAGAGUCACAGUGUGAGGUAUAGAUUCAGUAAAUCCUUGCUAAUGAAGGGAAAUUCUCAGAUUCUUAAGCCCAGCACAAAAGAAUUUCUUCAACUACCUUUCCCCCCAGCUCUCCUGACCAAAGGACACUGUUUUGGCAAGUUAUGCCAUCAAGUAGACAAACAUCUUACAAGAUGCAGUGGCUAUACUAAUUAUACUCUCUGCAAAGCCCAACUUGAACCCUUUACUUAAGAAUAUAAUCGUGUCUCUAACCCACUUCCCUUUCCCUAAUUCCACAGCUGCUCAAUAAAGCUCAGGAGCUUA